Messenger RNA from Panicum virgatum (switchgrass), 2747 nucleotides. RefSeq lists its product as uncharacterized. Lineage: Eukaryota; Viridiplantae; Streptophyta; Magnoliopsida; Poales; Poaceae. The record is from RefSeq and is a predicted model, not a curated record. Bases 52 to 2193 code for a protein of 713 amino acids. The transcript has 15 exons.
CCACCACUCGACUCCUCCUCGCCGCCGGCCGCCGCAGCGACAGCAACAGCGAUGCUCCCCCUGCGCGCGCGCCCGCCAGCCGCCGUGCCGCUCUCCUCCUCCACCACCUCCGCCUACUACAGUUUCCCCCUGCCCUCCUCGUCCUCCUCCUGCUGCACGGCCGCGCGCUGCUCCGUCGGCUCCUCCGCCAAGCUCUCCGAGCCCCUCCGCUCCGACUCCGAUCCUUGGGGUGCGGACCAGGGCGUGGUGGCCACUACUGACGACGGCGAGCAACGAUUCAACAAGGAUGGGCCGGACAGAGAUCGGAAGGGCAUCCACGUGCCGCGCCAGCGCUACAUCGCCGUCCCCAAGGCAGCCCUCCUCGACGCGGUCCUCUCCCAAUUCCCCUCCGAAGCCGACGCCGCGGACUUUAAGCGCUGCGCCAGAUGCUUGGACGCCAUCCUUCACGCCGAGCACAAGGGGAUGCUCGAGGAGAUGCGCACCUCUUACAUGCUCACGCAGCGCCACCAGGAGGAGGACGACUAUCAGACGGGCAGCUCCGACGUCCAAGCCAUCGUCAACGGCAAAACCUCCUCUGGCUUGUUCGGCAUCACCCAAGAGGACGGGACAUUAUUCCUUACCAGAAGCCUGGGCUUGAGAACUCUGCUCGGAUUAACCCCACAACCUGGUUCGGACACAAGAGCUGCUUUUGCAACUAAGUUCCAGCGCUCCUUCAUGAACCUUCUACGCAAUGCUCAGUUUGAAGAACUCUCUGCGCAAGAUUUGCUCUUGACAUACGCCCUAAACACUGACUACCUCUUGACCUUGCCAAUUUAUGUUGACUGGAAGAAGGCAGCUGAAUCCAAUGCAAUAAUAUUCAGGCGUGGGUAUGCCACGGAGAGGCAGAAAGGGCUCCUAUUAGUUGAGAAACUCGAUUACCUGCAAUCAAAACUCUUGCAGAAUAUCUUCUUCAGCCUCUCCAAACCCUUGAAAAAGCCAGGGAAAUGGCUUAACGAGGCUUUGAAAAGAUCAACAGGGAACCAGGGAUUUCAGAUCUGGAUCGAUAAAUUAAGAGAAUGGCUUAAAGAGCAAACCUACGCAGAUAAUUCACUGUUCUUGAUAGAAAACUCUUCAUGGGACAAGCUUAGUUCUGAUCAGUUACCCGAUGAUGAUGUUCCUAUUUGGAUUGCUGCACAAAGGGCGGUGUCUCGUUACGAAGGAAUUCUAUCACCUGUUGGUCCUCGUGGUAGAUUGUUAAGGAGAUUGCUUACAUGGACUGGCUUAAUACCUUCUCUGCCUGAAGCAACGAUAAAAACUGAUGACGAAACUAAACAUCUUGAAGGACAUGUAAGGCCAAAUUUUCUACCGAGAAUUACCCUUGCAAAUAUAUGGGAACCUGCAAGCAGAGAAUCUUGCAACAACAAUUUUUGGGAGAUAGUGAAAGCUUCUUUUCGUAUCUUAUUUGGGAGGUCCACUCUUCAGGAACCGGCAUUCCAAGAGUUGAUCCUAUUAUAUACCGAUGAAACUGCUCAAAGUGAAAAGAAGGAUAAAUACGAGAUGUUGCCCCUACAACUAAAAAUUUAUGAGAAGAUUCCGAUCCCAGAUCUGCCAGUGGUUUUUCCCCACAAGAAGUUGUCCUUCCGCAUCCUAGAUACAGUAAGGCUGGACAUAGCUACUGUAAUAGGUCUGUUGGCAUACGUUGUCAACUACAAAUUUGAGAGUUUGGCCUCAUCUCCAUCAGCUUUUCUCCUUGAUGUAGUCGCUCUUAGUGCACUACUGAUACUUGUGUUCCGUGUAGCACUAGGCUACAAACAGACCCGGGACAGAUACCAGCUUCUUGUGAAUAAGACUUUGUAUGAGAAGACAUUAGCAAGUGGGUUUGGUUCAAUUUACUUUCUUCUGGACGCUUCUGAGCAACAACAGUAUAAAGAAGCACUGUUGGUGUAUGCCAUGUUGCUGUGCAGAAAGAAGUAUCAGGUGUCAUCUCGAGCAAGCAUCAGAGAUACAUGCGAGCAAUUCAUGUACGAGAAAUUCAAGGCGAAGAUUGAGAUGCCGAUUGACAAGGCAAUAGAGACGCUUGUGCGGUUGGGCUUGGUGAUUGAGCUUCCAACCAAUGGUGGGUCGAGUGUGAUUGGCGUUCCAUGUUCAGAAGCAUAUGGGAUCCUGAGAAGCCGGUGGGAUAGCUUGUUGGAACAGAGGACAGAGCAAGCCUGAUGUAAAUCCUGUCGAUGGAAUGGAUCACACCUGAGUGUAGUCCAACAUUGCAGCGACCUGAGGCAAAGACCUUGCAUUUGAGCCCUGUCGAUUCCUAUAGCAACACAACUACAGUAACUCUGGUGGUUGUACAUAAUACAUGGCUGGCUAUUCGCGUGGAGCAGAUGCCAAAUUUGGGCGUCAUCAGAAAAGAGACGACCUGCUGGUCGAGAGAUGGCAAAUGCAAAUGAAGCAGUAAACAGAAGAGGUAUAUAUUAUAUGAUGGUGGUUGCAGGGUGAUUAGAUGCUGCUAAUAGGAUUAAUUAUACUAUGCGUUAUGUACAUAACAUACAUGGUCAGCAUUUUCUUUUCUUUUUUGCGUUGGACAAGCGAUAUAUCAGCAUUACUGUUGGUGCAUAGAUAUAUCGCCAUUAUUACUCUACUUCAUCUCGUCUCGUCUCAUCUGGGCCUGGUUACGUUGGGCCCUGGGAAAUCCUCUAGAAAAAAAAACUAGUCGUAAAUGGAUAAAUCUCUGGUCCGAUGCCGUUGUAACGAAUUUCCGUGCAUUUCUCCGA